Messenger RNA from Prorocentrum cordatum, 2234 nucleotides. Lineage: Eukaryota; Dinophyceae; Prorocentrales; Prorocentraceae. The record is from the annotation of a GenBank genome assembly.
AUGGAGAAUCUGGCCGUCUUCGGCUUCCGCGGAGCUCCCUCGCAGCUGCACCUCUGCGGGUGCGCCCUCGGAGUCCCUCGGGCCGCCGAGGCCGCCGAGGCGGAGGCGUUGUGGCGGGAGGCCUAUGAGGCCGAGCGGGAGCGCGGGGCGCUGUUGGCGCACGCGGCCCGCGCGGCGCCAGACCCGUCUGGGAUUUCGAGCGCACCCGGCGCGGGGCUCGCGGAGCUGGCCGUCGCGGGGGACGCUGAGGGCGGCUGGGAGGCGGCCUACGCUCGGCUCCGGGCGCGGCACGCCGCGCUGGAGCGCGCGGGUCAGGAGCGGCGCUCUGCGAGACUGGCGGAGGCUCCGCAGCGGCCAGCGCCCCCUGCGGAGACACUCGGCCCAGCGCCCCUGCCGCCGGCGGCGGCGGCGCCGGCGUCGCCGGAGGCCCCGGGCAGCCGGCCAAAGGUGCUGUCCAUCGUCAACUGGCCCGACUUUGACGACGAGACGGACGAGCAGGAGGUGCAGGACGCCCUGGACGUGCUAGCCGUGACGGACUUCCCGAUCCUCGUCGCUUUCCUCGGCAUCCCGGCCUGCGGCGACGAGGCGCCCACGCUCGGGGCGGUGCGAGAGGCGCUCGCGCUCGGCGACGCGGAGGUCGAGGCAGCCUUCCGCUGCUCCUCGGCGCGCUCCUACGGCGGCCGCGUCUGCGAGUUCCGCGGCGCCCUCUCGCCGGAGCUGCCCCCGGGCCGCGUGGGCCAGCUCGACGGAGAGGCGCUGCUGUUCGUGUUCGCCAGGGGCGACCUGCCCCAGACUGAGCGGUUCUCCGAGGGCGAUCGGCUCGCCGUGGCCCUGUUGGUUGCCGUCGCACUCGCCCUGUGCUGCUCCGAGGCCCUCGAGAGCCUCCCCGAGGUGGAGGAGGAGUCGGUGCUGCUGGCCAUCCUCCGGCUCGCCCCGCUUGCGGCGGGCGCCGCGGCCAGACGGCAAGCUGCCAGCCUGCACGGCGUGGAGCUGCAGGAGGCGCCGCUGCCAUCCUGGAGCGCCGGCCACCUCGGCAGCACGUGGUCGCCGAUCGGCUUCGCGGCCUCGCGGGACGGCGCCCUGGCAACGGCCGCGGCCGCGCCCGCGGCGACGCUGCUUGUGAUCAGAGGGGGAAAAGGCAGCGAUGCCCGGUGUUCCCUUUUUGGGACGUCCUGGGAAGCCUCGUCGCCACAGCUGGGUUCGCCUCGAAAUGCUUGUCAGAACGCACCCUGGGAGAGGUCCGGGUGAGUAGCGGCAUCGGUAUCUUUUAGUCUCCCUCGGUGAGCUCCCUCUUCGCGGCGUACGGCACGUGGCGGACGACGGAGGACGUGCAGUCUGGAGCGGAAGUGGGCCAGAUGUCUGCCGCGGAGAUGCCUGGCAUGCUGGCAGCCGUUCUCGGGUACAAGAUGCCAAGCCCCGCAGAGGAGCCGCUGGUGUCCCUGGCGUCUGGCAGCCUGCCUGACCCAGCGGGCCCGGACGGGUCGCUCGUGCCCGCCGACGUGUUCCUCGCGGGAGGCUCGCUGGGCCUGACGGUCGCUGCCGUGAGCCUGCUUCCGUUGUCUGGCUUCGACGGACAUUCGGUGGCGAGGGCCGCGUUCGGCCCCCGGGCCGCGGCCACGAUGGAGCUCGCCGCGCUGGUCUGGCUCUGCCUGCAGGGUGUCCGCGAGGACGCGCGCGGCGACUUUGCCAACGAGGUGCUUCUCGUCUGGCUGGUGCAGUGCCUCCUGCGCUCGCUGCGCGGCGACACCAUCCGGGUGUUGCCAAAGGACGCCGUCACGCCGCCCGGCCCGCAGCAGCGCGCGGCCGCGGCGCUGCUGCUGGCCCUCGGCGCCGCGCUGCUGCAGCCCCCUGGACCUUAGCGCAGCCCCGAGAGUCCAGCUGUAAGAGACGGUGGACAAACCAAACGGGGGUCAGCCAGAGCGCCAGAUCUUGCAGGAUCUUGCAGAGCCAGGGGUGCACUGACACGGGCUAGCGCGCAGGAUCCUGCAGGAUCCUGCUGGAGCUUGCAGGAUCUUGCAGUGCCCGACGGACCCGGGUUUGCAAUGGCCCGGGUCAGCAGAUUCCCGAGAGAGCCGCUGCGGCGGCCGCCCGCGCACGCGCCCGCUGACGGGGCCCUUCGCAGGAAAGCGAAAAACGGCAUGGGCCCAGACAUGCAGCGUCUUGAACAAUUGUGCAGCGCCCCGCAGGUGCGGGUAAGAGUGAGGGGGCGGCGGGGUCGUCGGCAGCUUGCGAAG